GAUAAAACAUGUUGUGAUUUGGUGCAGUACAAAUAAAUUUAAACUUCUGCGGUGUUCAGCUCGAGUUAAUAUUAUGACAUGGAGACAAAAUAAAACAAGAGUGACAACAUCUGCCAAAGUGAGGAGAGACGCUGUUCUCUUUAGAUGAAUGACGGUCCAUAACUUGUACAUAUUUGACCGCAAUGGCAACUGCCUGUAUUAUAACGAAUGGAACCGCAAGAAGCAGGCGGGGAUCUCCAAGGAGGAGGAGUUUAAGCUGAUGUAUGGGAUGCUGUUCUCCAUCCGUUCAUUCGUCAGUAAGAUGUCUCCUCUGGACAUGAAGGAGGGCUUCCUGUCCUUUCAGACCAGCAAGUACCGUCUUCAUUACUAUGAGACUCCCACUGGACUGAGGUUCGUCAUGAACACAGACCUGUCUGUGUCCAACGCCAGAGAGACCCUGCAGCACAUAUACAGCAACCUGUAUGUGGAGUACAUCGUGAAGAACCCAGUGUGCAACUCGGCUCACAGUUUGGACAGCGAGCUGUUCAGCAGUCGACUGGACGCCUUCAUCAGAGCUCUGCCGUACUACAGCCCACGAGCUGCUUAACACACACACACACACACACACACAGUUUUAUUGUAUUUAUUAUCAACAUGACGACGUCUUUGUGUUUUCUGGCUUCAUCUGUGGAAUAAAUGUUUCCAAAGCUUUG
Molecule: messenger RNA, 692 nt
Organism: Scatophagus argus
Lineage: Eukaryota; Metazoa; Chordata; Actinopteri; Scatophagidae
Gene: trappc1
Product: trafficking protein particle complex subunit 1
Exons: 5
Coding region: 149-586 (145 amino acids)
Biological process (GO): endoplasmic reticulum to Golgi vesicle-mediated transport
Cellular component (GO): TRAPP complex
Source: RefSeq, a predicted model, not a curated record